Rosa rugosa (rugosa rose) is the source of this 1071-nucleotide messenger RNA. RefSeq lists its product as uncharacterized. The transcript has 5 exons. Bases 1 to 1071 code for a protein of 356 amino acids. Lineage: Eukaryota; Viridiplantae; Streptophyta; Magnoliopsida; Rosales; Rosaceae. The record is from RefSeq and is a predicted model, not a curated record.
AUGCCGCUGGAUGCAACUGUUGGACAGCAAAACAAGAAGCUGAGUGUCCAGAGGGAUGCAUAUUGGAUCACAGAACAAUUUGUGUUAAUGGAAAUCAAAGGCUUGGAGGAAUCAGAUGAUAUGGAAGUUCGCCACAGGUCCUCGAGACAUGCUGAAGAAGGAUCUUCAACUGUUGGUGAAGGCACAUCUGCUUCCCAAGCUCCAGCGCCAACUGUUGUGAACCACUCUCCACCUCCUGCGGACGCUGUAGAUAAUGCACAAUUGGCCUCGAUACCAGUGCAGAUCAUAGAUGACAGCUCGCCGGAGGCUGAAAAUAGAGUACUGCUAUUGGAUGCACCUCGCGAAGAACCAAGCGACGUUCCUGUCCUGGAACAGACAGCGCCUGACUCAAUUCCUGUUCCCAGCGAAGCUAGCCCAGAGACAAUGCUAGCGAUCAUUGUGUAUGAGCCCCCAAUCGAAGAGGUUCCAAACGUCGUUGGAACUGGGGACGAUGUAAUCGGAGCAGUAGAAGCAGAAGCUGCUGAGCCUGUUCCUAACGUGGUUGAUCAGGAACUUCCUCCCCCUGCCCCCCAAGUCGCUGAAGCUGAAGAAUUGGAAGACCUUCCUGAACCAACGCCGGAGGUACCUGAACCAGUGCCAGAAGUACCUAUCGCUGAACCUCCUGAGGCCCCUGUCGCUGAGCCUCCUACUCCCUCUACUUUGGAAAGGGUCUUAGAAUACUUGAGGGUGCUCCUCCGCGAGGGAGCCAUCACUGAGGAACAAUUCCAGGAAAUCGAUCAACUGUUGCAGGAUCUUCCUCAAGGGCUCAACGAGCGGGCAGUCGCGAAUGCGCAAGCCAGGCAGACCGAAAUGCAUUAUCAGAACCUUACUCAGCAAACGGAGACCGCGCGCGACUUCUUGGAACCUCAGUUGGAACAACCCCUCGCUGCUCUCGAGACGCUAUCCCAAGAACUGGCUCAGGCACGCGUGGCAGCCCAACAAGCCGCACAAGCUGCUGCGGAUGCCAGUUUUCGUUUGGAUGAACUCUUCCUUCGCCUGACCCAUGCAGGCCGAAGACUUUUGGGCCCCUAG